This is a messenger RNA of Gadus chalcogrammus (walleye pollock), 4695 nucleotides long. Its product is annotated as putative fibroblast growth factor 1. The transcript is spliced from 3 exons. The coding region runs from base 3270 to 3740 and encodes 156 amino acids. NCBI's taxonomy places the organism in Eukaryota, Metazoa, Chordata, Actinopteri, Gadiformes, Gadidae. The record is from RefSeq and is a predicted model, not a curated record. Gene Ontology annotation, molecular function: growth factor activity; fibroblast growth factor receptor binding. Gene Ontology annotation, biological process: positive regulation of cell population proliferation; cell differentiation; regulation of cell migration. Gene Ontology annotation, cellular component: cytoplasm.
GCGCAGCGGAGGGCCGGCGACCCCCUUCAUGCCACUGACUGAAGUGAUCUAUUGCUUUUAUACAACGGUUACUAUUAUGGCGAAACGAAAGUCAUAGACACACUACAUUUAAAAAGAAAAAAAAUAGCCGUUUAAUUAAAGAAUACAAAAAAGUAGUCCCUCCUGGCUGCGCUAUGCAUCGACGGUCGCUAUGGAACACACUUCAGCGUCCCUCCGAGAGAAGGCUCCGAUAGAGCGGUUCGCCGGCAAUUUAUCCUAUGGAGCAGUUCACUCGCCGUGUGCCUAAGCUUUCGUUAGUCUCUCCAUCGCCUUGCUCACAUUUACACGCUCUCCAUCAUCCAACACAUGUUUUACUUUGUAACUGUUUCUACUUCCAGGCGCGGAGUGAUAUGCAAACUUUCACAAAAUGAUCGGGCGUCAUAGCAGUUAUGUAUGCGCUCAUUAUACAACAGUUGGGAACCAAUCAGAUCGCUGGAUUUAGGUCCCCCGUUGUAUAAAUAUAUAUAUAUAUAUAUUUCCCUUUUAUAGAUCUCGCUCUCUCCAUCUCUAUAGAUAUCUCUAUAUCUAUAGAGAUAUCUAUAUCUAUAAAUAUAUAUAUACAUAUGAGUUAAGCACUUAACUCCUAUAUCGUGGCUACUACCGUUCCCUAAAGAAUACUGUAGUUGUUGAUUGUGGAGGUCAAGCAGAGUAGGACCUCAAUGUCCUGGAAUGGUGAGUGCCAAAGCCUCAUUUGUUUUGGUCUGUUUUUCGUUUGCUUUGGUCUGUUUCUUGUUUGUUUUGGUCUGUUUCUGUUAGUUUGGAACACAGAUCACCCUUGAUAGCAAUGAAAAUGUGGUGUCCAAAUGUUUAGACAUCUAAUAUUGUCUAACGCAAGAAUUUAAGACACCUAAAUUACUUAACCUUUCUCUGUUGGACCAUUCAAAUGGAAUACACAGGAAAUAGUUAUUAACUAAUCACUGGGCAAUUUUAUUUUAAUGCAAAGUACUAUAAAUAACCUUUGUGUUUAGGAAAGAAAAUUGAUGAAAAUAACAUUCAUAUUUUAAUAAUGGUAGCACUUAUUGGGUUGUCUUCUUGUUUUAAGGUGAACCUUAUCCCUGUCAGUAUAGUUUUAUGUUUAACAAAAAAAUUAUCAAAAUGAAUGUGAAUGUUCAAGAGAAUGAUUGACAGUGGAUUGAGAAUGGAGGUGCCCUUAAUUUCAAGAAUAUUUGGCCAAUUUAGUUAGCAUUUUGUCGCUAGAGUACAGAAUAAUCCAUGAUACAAGUAAUCGGUUUUGCAUUCGUUUACAUGUAUUAUAACUGACGCCACCAGUUUAUUUACAAUGCCAAAAAAUAUAUAUAUAUGUGAUUGAGUGAAUUUUGUAACGCUCCCAUGCUCAGGUUGUCAUUUGAUACAAUUUGCAGAUGCAUUGAUAAAACAUGCUUAACGUCCACUAGCAGACUGUAUAAACCAAAAGAAACCUAACAAACGUGGAGUUAGAAUCUGCGGCGUUGUACUGUGUUUUUAUCAGGGCCACUUUGAGAAAUAACAACACAGAACCCCAGAAAGGUGUCCCGACGUGUCUGCUUGGAGGUAUGAACGGCUGUGCCAUGUACUCCUCCUAAACAGUUAACCCCCCCUUCCCCUUCCUACCCCAUCAUCAUCUGUUCUCACACCUCCGAUUCAUUUUGUAUCCAAGUUUUUUUUAUAGUAUAGUUCUUGGGGCAAAAAAACAAACAAAAGAAAAACCGACAUUAUUCACAAUCUGCAUAAGGGUGCACUCAUGGGUUACUUUCACAUCCAGUGUGUGUACAAAUCUGCUGCUGUUUUUUUAAACCUGUAUAAAGGAAAAAAAAAGAAAAACCGCAUACUUGCCUCAUACUGGCUCAAGAAUGUAUCCUGCCUCUCGGGCAUACUACAUUUUUGAGAUUGACAACUAAAUAUGCAAUACUUAUAUAAAAUAAUUACACUUACAGAGUGCAUUUCUACAUGAGACAUGAAAUUGCUUCCUUUUGUUGUUCUUUGUUGUUUUUUCCAAUAUAAGCUAUACACACAAGGGCGGACCUGCAUUCGUCUUCUCUCUCUCUCUUCAGGCCUGAGCUUUUCAGGAAAUACCAUCACGUUACUUUUCACCGCACAAAUAAAGCCUAUUAUGUUAGACGACAAGUUGACCAAAGCAAGAUAUACAGACGAAUUCAACAUAUAUCCACGUGAUUCUUUGGAUAGAAUUGUACAGUUCUUUGUUUUUUAACACAUUUUGUAUGCUAUCUCGGAUGGCUUUGGUCAAGUUGUGAAAUACUGUGAAUAGAAUAGGUUUUAGUCUUUUCACGCAAAACUGUUUGUGAAAGUAAUCGACCAGCUUGAAUCUAAAAGUUUGCACUACCCAAAUAUUGUUUUGAAAAUCUAUUUUGUAUAAAACAUAUGCAGACAUUAUCUUUAAAAAAAAAAAAAAAAAAAGAUAUCAAGGGCAGAGCAUAUUUCACUGAGAUAUACUUUCUUUAAAACUUUGUUAUGCUUAAAAUUUCAUUUAUGUACAUAUAUUCAAUUAUGUAAAUGUAUUUGUCUCAAAAUACCCAUUUUUCUAACUCAUCUGUAUCAUUUCUCCAUGUAGUGUGAAUCUUAUUGAUCCUUUCCUCCAUUUAUUAAAUGUUGAAAUGUAGGCCUGUCUCAGUGGUACUUUAAAACAAAUUGUACACCGAUGCAUUUAUUCAACUAAUUCAAUUCUGAACAAUAAAAAUGGUUAUCACGGCAGCCAAUUGCUCUUCACCAAUAAAUGUGCUUUUAUCAUGGGAUGCUUGUUUUGUGGAUUUCUUCAGGGCAUACCCCAAAAAUAUACCAAGAGUAUCCAACUCCUUCAAUCUAAUAUCCAUCUAUAGCAAGUCCCAUCAUGCAAUGUAAGCAGACAGAAGCCAACAGUUUUCGGUCGGCCUAGCAGAAAUAUCCCAACAAAUAGCAACUUGCCUUGUUCAUAUAACAUCCAGGCAGGCAUGCAGGUCGACAAGAUUAGAUGGUUAUAAAAUGUAAGUGGCUACCUUGUUGCUGCACAGUGCGCUGUAGCCUGCACUUGCCAGCGGACGAGUCACUGUCACUGGUUAGCACCUGUGCUCAUUGGGCUAUGUGGGCUCAGCAUGUCGGGCCCCUUCCCUCCUGGCACCCUCCAUGUGAUCCGUGUCUUGCACCCUAUCUCUCAACUGCUCUACGACAACCACCCGGAUCGCGGUUUCAAACUAAAUAGCUUCAGCAUAUCCAUCGUUUUGAUUGAUCGUACCUUUUUUAUUUCAACAUAAACAAGAAUGUCGGAUGGAGAUGCAGUCGUUACAUCCACUGCGAGAUACGACCACAACCUGCUGGCAGACUAUAAAAAUAGGAUUCGCCUAUAUUGCCUCAAUGGCGGCCACCACCUCCAGAUGCUCCCAGAUGGGACGGUGCACGGCCAGAGGGAAGAGGAUGACGUCUACACUGUCCUGAGACUGAAAGCUGUAGAACCUGGUGUGGUUGUGAUUCAGGGAGUGGAAACUGGGAAAUAUCUGGCCAUGAGCAAUGCAGGCCACUUGCAUAGUUCAUCCACAGUAAGUGAUGAAUCUUACUUUGUGGAGGUGCUGGAAGAGAACCACUACAACACCUAUCAGCCCCGGAAGUACAAGGAGAGGAACUGGUAUGUGGGGCUGAAGAAGAACGGCAAGCCCAAGCCGGGCCCUCGCACCCACAUCGGUCAGAAGGCCAUCUUCUUCCUCCCACGACGGCUAGAUGACACAGGGGAGUGAUAAUAAUGACCUCCUAUUACUGUUAUAUUUAACUAUGUAGGUACGAUGAUGAUGGCCUUUACACCCUGUGCACCUGUACCACAACCCUUGGCUUUGGUGUGCCACCAUAUUUAUAACUGAACUGGAUGUGAGACUAUUGAUAGACUACUGUCUAUCGUGUCCUUGUGUAGGUAUGGGUGCGGGCAGUGUCCCUUUCCUAUUGUGGUAUGAUGGAUGAUAAAAUAGCGAUAUCUGCUGAAGGAAGUAGCUUGAUCAGUCCUCAUGAAUGUCAUUAUGGCUGCUUUUGAAAAAUGUGAAUGUAAAUUGACUUAAUCUCACACUCACUGUGCAUUACUGUCCUAGUAAAAAAAACAAAACUAUAUGAACAACACAAUGUAGUCAUAGAUUAUUGAUCACCUGACGAGUGUGUCCAUAUCCUUCAUAGCAUCCUUCUGACCAACCAGCGCUCAUGGUCCCUGCUAUUUGACCUGGGCUCAGUCGAAAGAACACCAGCCAACAUCAAAGACAUUCAGCUGACAUGAAGCUUUUUAAUCAAAUUUUAAAACAUCAGAACAAUAAAACCCAAAGCAGCUAUACAUUAAACAAACAAGCAGGUUUUGUUCAUUCUCAUGGUCCGACACUUUUUCCAUAGAUAUUUAACAAUGUAUGUGAGGACCUACUGAACUAAAAGUGCUGCAUGUCCUGGUUCCAUAUUCAAAUCAUUGAAGCAGUACUCCACUUGAGCCAAUAAGGAGACACCUAUUUAUUUUGAUGGAUGAGUAUGAUUUUGUGUUUAACAAACAUGAAAUAAGUCACCCGUAUGUUUACUUUUUGUGUAUAUAUAUAUUCUACAAUGAAGUAUAGAACACCCUGGGUUUUAUUGAUGUGUCUAAAGUGCACCUGCAUUCAACAUUCUUUGAUAGCAGGGUUUUGACACCUACUACAUUUCUAAAUUGCCCCAUAAGCAACUGGCUAA